GAAAACUUAAUUAAAGGUUUACAGCUUCUUCAAAUUAAAGAUAAACACAAUAUUUCAGAAGCUGCAUUUAACGAAAUUCUUAAAGUUUUUGAAAUUCCUGGAAUUACACUUUACAAACUUCGAAAGUUUCUUGGAAAUUUUAUGUCAUUAAAACCAACUCUUGUAGAUUGUUGUAUAAAUUCAUGUGUGGCAUUCACAGGCGAGCUUAUUAACAAAAAUAUUUGUCCAGAAUGUAAAGAGCCACGUUAUAAAGUUGAUGAAGAAUCUCAAAUAUCUCGAAAAAAAGCUGCUUAUUGGUCACUUAUUGAUUCAUUUCAGACCCAAUAUAAAGAUAAAACUCGUGCAGAAAUUCUUCGUUACAGAUAUAAUUAUACUUCUACUUAUGAAUAUACUCUUGGUAAUCAGAUAGGUGAUGUAUUUGAUGGCCUUCAAUACAAAACUUUAGCCACAUCUGGUUUCUUUUCAGACUGUCAGGAUAUAGCUCUAAUGGCAUCAAUUGAUGGAUAUCAAAUUUUUCGUCAAAAAAGAGAU
Molecule: messenger RNA, 531 nt
Organism: Rhizophagus irregularis DAOM 181602=DAOM 197198
Lineage: Eukaryota; Fungi; Glomeromycota; Glomeromycetes; Glomerales; Glomeraceae
Source: RefSeq, a predicted model, not a curated record